CAUUUGUUUUGACAGUUUCUUUUGUUGUUAAUGUGACCUGCUUGAGAUAUACAAAACAAAUUACAAAGCUAAAAUGAGUUCAGAGCAUUUCGAUCAAACAGAUGUAGUAAAUGUGUUCUUUCCUCUGCACCUCAGCGUCUUCGCUCCGCUACAAUGGCCUGUCAGUGGUGUAUUUCCUGUUUUUGCUCUCUUUGCCGCUGAUGCCGAACCCCAGCCCGACCACCAUGAACGGUGAGAGAAGUAAAACAGGUCUUUUCUUGCGGAAUAUCAUCUACACUAGUUUGACCUUCCUGACCCUGCAGUGCUUCAUGCAGAUCCCCUUCCUCUACAUCCUUCCAGAUGUUAGCGGCCCCUGGGAAGAUUUCCUCUACCAUUUGGGCAUUGUAAGAUUCAGCUCGGUUGACCCUGGGAACAUCUUGCGUCUUCUGGCCCCAGAUGUGGGCCUCCUCUUCUCCUCCCUCUUUGUACUAAGGCUGUGCAACAAACUUCUGCGCCCCGUUCACAAAGUCAAUGUGCAUGAGAACGGAGUACCGCCGUCUGACGCCGGGGAAGCGGAAACAUCUGAAUCAGACUCUGAGGAAGGAAGUGACACAGAGGGCUCGGACUUUGACAGCUCAGAUGAGACUACGGUGCCGGUUCAAUCGGGUCCGCCCCAGUUUGUCCAGAAAAUGAUUGUUUUUGCUGCCGGACUGCGGCUGCUAAUGGCAGCAAUCAUGAACACAGCAGGGCAAGUGGUGGCGACUUUACUGCUGGGGCUGGCAGGUAUCACGCUGCCAUCCCUCACCUCAGGUGUGUAUUUCGGGGUGUUUCUCUGUCUGGUGUGGUGCUGGGUGUUUAGCCGCUCCAUCAGCCUGCUACUCUUCAGCUCCCUGUGCGUGAUGAUGGCAAUCUUCAGUGGCGGACACCUGCUGGCUCUGUACCUCUACCAGCUGCCUCUGGCACAGCAGAUUGUGCCACCAGAAGACAUAUAUGCAAGGUUGUUUGGUAUGACAGGAGUGGUCAGGACCAACAGUUCAGAUCCGCACAUUCUUGGUCUGCACCCACAUGUCAGCUGGCCGGACUUCAUCAACCCUUUGGUUCUACUGCUGCUCUACUACACACUAGUGGCUCUGCUGCACAAAUGGGCCAACAUCAUAGAAGAGGUUUGUGAUGGAGGGAUGGAGGCUAGUUUCCAAGCUCUUCUAGUUACUGACGAUGACGAAGAGUGUAAGAGUCCAGUAGGAAGUCCACAGAUUCCUCCAAGCUUCUCCAGGGCCAUCUACAUCUCAGGAUACAAUCAGGAGCUUUUGAGCAGCACGGAUGAUGAAAUCGAUUUCCCGGGUUUAUUGACUGGCAGUUCCUGGCAAGAUGUCGAUGAAAAUGACCUCAGCUCUCUGUUAGGAGGGGCAGGGUAUACAAACUGUUUCCUUCCACCCCAGUACAAUGUCAAAGACUCAGCACCAGAUGAUACAGAAGUUGAGGAAGAAAUGGAAGAAACCUGUGAAGAGAACCUGAAGACUCUGACAGAGACCUCCCCUCCCCCCACAGGCCCCAGUGGCCUGGUAAUCUUUGGACUGCUUGUGCAAAAACACAGCUAUGUCAGCGCCCUUAUCAUCAUGAUGGUGUGGAGCAUCACCUACAACAGCUGGCUGACUUUUGCCCUGCUGGUGUGGUCCUGUAUCAUUUGGAUUAUGCGAGACCGGCGCCGCUACGCCAUGCUGUCCGCCCCGUUCCUGGCUGCCUACGGCACCGUGCUGCUGGUGCUGGGCUUCCUAAGCGGGCUGCGGCUGAGUCGGGCCGAGCUGUAUCCCGGGGUGCCCCCGACGGUGAUUAUGGACUUCGACCUGAACAGCUACCACCCUGCGCCCUGCGUCCACCUGGGAGCCAAGGUCUUCUACAGCUUCAGCUUUUGGUUGAUGUUUCGUCAGCAGCUAAAGGAGAGACAUGAGGAACAGACCUUAAAAGAGGAAUCUCUAGAUGAAGUCAAAGUCCUGCCACCGGAGGAGAGUCCGCCAUCCCCUAUAGCAGCGAUGCUGAUCUCAGGAGUGAAAGGGAUACUUGUGAAAUACUGGAUCCUCUUCUGCUGCUCCAUGUUCUUCGUGGUCAGCUUCUCUGGAAAGGUGGUCGUCUACAAGAUCCUCUACAUUGUCCUCUUCCUCUUCUGUGUUGUCCUCUAUCAGAUCCGUUACGACGUGUGGCGUCGGGUGCUGAAGACGUUCUGGGCGGUGGUGGUCGGUUACUCCAUGUUGGUGUUGAUAGCCAUCUACAUGUACCAGUUCAGAAGUGUGUCUGGUCUGUUCAGACAGAUUAUGGGCAUGUCGGAGGAAGGUCUUCGUGACCUGGGUUUGGAACGGUACGACAACGUGGAGCUGUUUGCGCGCAUCCUGCUUCCUGCUGUGUUUCUAUUGGCUUGUAUCCUCCAGCUGCACUACUUCAACUCAGACUUUAAGACUCUCACUGAUCUCGACAACGUACCUGUUAGACAGGCCUCCAGAGAAGAAGAGCUCAGGAGUUCAGUCAAUCUGAUUUCUGAGACCAUUAAAGGACUCAUUCAAAAGUUUCAUGACAGACUUGCAAAGGAGGAAAUUGGAAGUGGGAAAAGUCAGGAGACUCUGAACAGCAUUGGACUACAAUCCUGCUCAGAGAAAGGAGCUGGAGAGCCGGAGGAGACACCAGAGGAGGAAACUCCUGCCAGCAUUCGUGAGGACAAGUGGGUGGUGAUUGUGGAGCGGUCGAGCCUGCUGCUCAUUCAGGCUCUGUCAGGCCUCUACAGGCUCCAGGACCAGAGCUGGAGGCUGCUGGAACUCCACAGCCUCAAAAUCGUGUCCUCCGGCAUCAUCUGGGUGUCACUGCAAGAGGUCUCGCUGAUGAACUCGGUCUUCCUGAUUCUGUGGGCGUUUGCGCUUCCGUUCCCACGGUUACGACCGACGGCGUCCAGCGUUUCUGCGGUGUGGUCCUGCCUCAUGGUGGUGUGCAAGAUGUUUUACCAGCUCAAAGUCAUCAAACCCCUUGAUUACUCCUCCAACUGCACCGCUGGUCUGGUGCCGUCCAACAGCUCGGGACUGGAUGAUGGAGCGGAAGUGAGGGAGAACAUGGUGGAGCUGCUCAGGAGGUCUAUUCUCUACAUCGAGCCCGUAGACCCCAUCUACUGGUGUGGAGCGCUGCUUAAAUGUGAAGGCAGGAUCCUCCCCUGUCUCAGGAACCAUCUGCUGGUGCUCGGGCUGCUGGUGUUUGAGGCGACCGUCCAUCGGCAUCAGCUCUACUUCCGUCUCCAUAACGACCUAAAGUCCCCACCCUUCAGCAUCAUCUUUCAUGGCAUCACGAGGCAGCACCUGGAUCACGGCGUCGUGCCCUGCAUCAAGUACUUCAUCAACUUCUGCUUCUACAAAUUUGGACUGGAGAUUAGUUUAAUUGUGGCAGUCAACGUGAUCGGUCAGAGGAUGGAUUUCUAUGCCCUCCUCCAUUCCUGCGCCUUGUUGGCGGUUCUGUCACGGCGACGCAGGAAGGCCAUCGGGGAGGUGUGGCCUAAAUACUGCUGCUUUACUGCAGGGCUCAUGGUGCUGCAGUACCUGCUCUGCGUUGGCAUCCCUCCUGCUCUAUGUGCUGAUUACCCCUGGAGAUCUGCAGCACGACCUUUGACCUCUAAUAUUAUAAAGUGGUUUUACCUGCCCGACUUCGCCAUGACACCCAAUCCAUCUUUCAUAUUCUAUGACCACCUCCUGUUGCUCUGCUCGUCUCUGCAGUGGCUGGUGUUUGAGGAGGAGAACCGAGCAGUGGUGCGGCUGAUUGCCGGAGACAACGUUGAGAUCAGCCGCAGUCUGGAUCCUUGUUCCUUCAACCAGUUCAUACCCGUAGAUAACUUCCUCCACUGCAGGUGCUACCUCGACAUGGUGAAGGUGUUUGUGUUCAGCUACUUCUUCUGGCUGGUGCUGUGCCUCAUCUUCAUCACCGGCACCACGCGGAUCAACAUCUUCUGUCUGGGCUACCUGGUGGCCUGUUUCUACUUCAUGUUGUUUGGAAGCAGCGUGUUGAUGCAGCCUGUCAAAUACAUCCUGCGACUGUGGGACUGGCUCAUCGGAUACACCUGCUUUGUGAUUGCCAUGAAGAACCUGCUUUCUCUCGGUUCUUGUGCCUACCUGGACAGCCUGUUGAAGAACAGCUGCUGGUUCAUUCAGGCAUUCAGCAUGUUCUGCACCAUCAAAGACUACGACCUCCCUGCUCCUGACGCUGAGUGCGAGCUGCCAGAGGGUGAGGCCGGCAUCGUCUGGGAUGCGAUCUGUUUCACUGUCCUCUUGGCACAGAGGAGGGUCUUCCUCAGCUACUACUUCCUGUAUGUGGUGUCGGACCUCAAGUCGUCUAAGAUAUUGGCCUCCAGGGGCGCUGAGCUGUUUGAGGCCAGAGUGAAGAAGCAGAUAGCAGCCAGAUUGGAGCUGGAGAAGAAGUCUGUGGAGACACUGAAGAAACAGAUGGAGAAGAUCAAAUCUAAAGAGAAGACUGGGCCUAAAGCAGCAGGCAAACCAGCUAUCUCUGCUGAUCCGAAGCAGGAGGCACUGCCUAACACGAGUGAUGAUGAGAAGGCAAAGCAAGAUACUGGAAAAUGGUGGAAGCCUUGGGUGUCUCGACCUGGAGUGGAAAACAACUGUGGCUACCACCUGUUUGAAAGUGACAGCGAGGAGGAAGAGGAGGAAGUUAUAGAGAAGAAGGACGAGGUACCACCACCACCACAGAAGAAAACUGCUUUCCAGUUGGUCUACAACGCCUGGGUCAACAGCUCUAAGUCGACUCUGGAGGACCUGAAAAGGGAGAAGAAAUCACUACAGAGAGAAGAGACGAAGAGAGCAAAGAAAGAGCUGCAGAGACUGCAGGGCAUUGAAUCAACCGACUCCAGUGAUGAGGAACCGGAUGAAAGCAUUGUGGAGGAAGAGGAGGAAAAAGAAAACAUUCUGCAGCGCGUCAUUAGCAACUUGAAGUUCUUCGUGGUCUUCAUUCAGUACCUGCUUGACGACAUGACUGGGGGUCUGAACUCAUUCUGUAAAGAAACCCUGGAGAUCUCCACGGUGCUGCGUUUCGAGCGCGCGUUACUCAGCCAACAGCAGAAUAAGGGUAAAGAGGUGGGCCAGCACAGCGUGAAGCAGUUUUAUGAAAGCUGGAGGUCCCGUCAGAACACACUUUCAUCUCAAGACGAUAUCGAGGACUGCAUGCCCCCUCCCUCCUUGAAUGAUGUCCCCUCCUCGAAACAUUCCUAUGCCAAGCUCAAGAACCAAGCCUCCAAGAUGUCCUGGGGCAGCAGCGAUUCCAGCUGCGUGACAGAUGAGACGAUGCUCGGCUCCCGCCAGCCGACCCUGGAAGAGCUGGACGACCCUCCCGAUUUGUCGCCUGCACCUCACAAGAUCAGGCGGAGGCUCGUGAAAACAGCAAACAUUGACCUGCCCUCCUUUGAGUGUAUGGAACUUUCACCAAGCUGUGAAGCUGACGUCCCACAAAAGACAGACCACGAACAAGAAGAGGAGGAUGAGGAGGAGAUGGAGCGGGAGACGCAAUGUGAGCAAGAGCAAGAAGACACAGAGGUAGAGGAGCAACGAGGAGAGGAGUGUGAGGUGGAAAGGGAAGACCUGAAUGACGAAGCGCAGCAGAGAGAAGAAAAUGAAUGCGCUGAUUACUCAGAAUGCUCAUUGUUGGACAUCGGGGAGAGUGAUGGAGGGAAAAGCCUGGAGCUCAUAGAAUCUCUUAAACCCCUGAGUCAGGAAACGAGGAAUCUUACUGCCAGUGAGCUGCUGCUUAACAAUAUAUUUGAAAAUUAUGAGAUCUCGGAGUCCGACAAGUUUUUUUGUAGGUUGCCGAGGCCCCUGAAGCUGGUGAUUUCCCUCUAUAACACCAUGGUGUCCAAGUCAGAGUUGCUGUGCUACUUUGUCAUCAUCCUCAACCACAUCGUCACGGCUUCACUGCUCUCCCUCAUCCUGCCCAUUCUCAUCUUCCUCUGGGCCAUGCUGUCUGUGCCCCGACCAACCAAACGCUUCUGGAUGACUGCCAUUGUCUACACAGAGCUGACUGUCGUGGUGAAGUACUUUUCCCAGUUUGGUUUCUUCCCCUGGACCACCUCUGCCUACAGAGGCAUCAACGCUGAGCGGCCCUUUGCUAUGCCCAACAUCAUCGGGGUGGAGAAGAAAGACGGCUAUGUUCUUUUCGACCUCAUUCAGCUACUUGCUCUGUUUUUCCAUCGCUCUAUUCUCAAGUGCCACGGGCUGUGGGACAACAAAGAGGUCGAGAUGCCAGAUUUCUUUAAAAAGAUGAAGAAGAAAGUCGACAAGAAGAAGAUGGGCAGCAAAGAAAAAACUCAGCGCCGGCUGAAGUUCUCUUUAAAGGCAUCCACCAACUCCUUAUUCUGUCGAGGAAAGAGAGGCGACUCAGCAGAAUCUGAAGAGAUGAAGCCCAAGAAGCGGCAAAGCAGGAAGAAGGGACAGCAAAGAGAGAAGGCCCCGCUGACCAGGAAGGAGAGAAUUCGACAGCUGUUCAGAGAGAAGAUGCUCCAGGCCAAAGCUGCCAUCAUAGAAGUUGCCCUUCACAUUUACUUACCCAUCAGACAGUUCUUCUAUGACAUCAUCCACCCAGACUACAGUCCUGUCUGUGAUGUCUAUGCCCUCAUGUUUCUCAUCGAUGUGGUCAACUUCAUCGUCACUAUCUAUGGGUACUCGGCUUUUGGGAAAUAUGCUUCCGUAGCAGACAUCUCAGAGUCUCUCUCAGAGGACCAGGUCCCAGAGGCCUUCCUGGUCAUGCUGCUCAUGCAAUUCGGCACCAUGAUAGUGGACCGGGCUAUCUACCUGAAGAAGUCCCUCAUGGGAAAGUGUGUUUUCCAGGUGACGCUGGUGUUCGGCAUACACUUCUGGAUGUUCUUCAUCCUCCCCGGGGUCACGGAAAGGAGGUUCAACAGAAACUCUAUUGCUCAGCUCUGGUACUUUGUCAAGUGCAUCUACUUCGGCUUGUCUGCCUAUCAGAUCAAAUGUGGCUACCCAAACCAAAUCCUGGGAAACUUCCUCACCAAGAACUUCAACUUCUUGAACCUCUUCCUCUUCCAAGGGUUUCGCAUGGUUCCCUUCUUGACAGAGCUGAGGGCCGUGAUGGAUUGGGUUUGGACCGACACCACUCUGUCUCUCUCCAGUUGGAUUUGUGUUGAAGACAUCUAUGCAAACAUAUUCAUCCUCAAGUGCUCGAGGGAGUCCGAUAAAAAAUACCCCCACACUAAAGGGCAGAAGAAGAAGAAAGUGGUGAAAUAUGGGCAGGGAGGAUUCAUCAUCUUCGCGCUCAUCAGCAUCAUCUGGUUCCCGCUCCUCUUCAUGUCGCUGGUCCAGUCGGCUGCCGGAGUGACCAAUCAGCCGGUGGAAGUCUCUAUCCAGCUCAGCAUCGCAGGAUAUGAGCCUCUGUUCACCAUGACCGCUCAGGAGAAGAACUUGGUUCCGUAUACAGAAUCUGGAUUCAACCGACUCAUCAAGGUCUACGCGACCCAUCCAUCUGCUAUGCAGUUCAUAAUGAAAUAUGGGGCGGACGACAUUGUUGUUGCUAAGAUCAAGAGUGAUGCCAGUCUGCUGUGGAGCAUCAGCCCGGCUAGUCGAGCCGCCAUGAUCCAGGAGCUCAGCGACUCCUCUUAUAUAUACAUAACCUUACGCUGGAAGCUUGUCAGGGAUCCGGCCAUAUCCAUGGUGCCAGAGACGGUGGGCGAACACACUGUGAAGUAUGAGGACAAGGCCUUGAGGGAAGGGCUCGUCAACAUGCUGAACGGCAACAGCAGCAAACCUUUGAUCAUUGAUUCUCUGCUACCAAAGUUCCUCAAGGGUCCCAAAGGACCAGAGUCCAAAAUGGCAACCAGGAUGACAGUAGCGCACUCGGACCGGCCAGACCUCCAGGACCUGGCUUUCUUCAGGCCCAUGUCACUCCAACAGGUCACCGAAGGGCCAGACCAGUGGUGGGUGGUGGAGGAGUGCUCCCCUGUUCCCGCCUUUUCCAAACACAAGUGUCAAAGCAUCGAGAUGGUGGUGUUAAAUGACAAAGUCAGCCCCUCCAGCCUGGGCUUUCUGGCUGGUCACGGCAUCGUAGGCCUGUACAUGUCGGUGGUGCUGGUCGUCGGAAAGUUCGUCAGGGAGUUCUUCAACGGGAUCUCCAGGUCCAUCAUGUUUGAGGAGCUCCCGUGUGUGGACCGGGUCCUGAAGCUCUGCACGGACAUCUUUGUGGUCCGCGAGACGGGAGAGAUGGAGCUGGAGGAGACGCUCUUUGAGAAACUCAUCUUCCUCUACCGAUCGCCAGAGACAAUGGUCAAGAUGACCAGGGAAAAGAAGGACAGCUAGGGUUUGGUGGAGUACCGUCCGUUAGUACGGGACAUGGAGGGUGAAACGCCACCUGUGGAUGUGUUCACACGAAACUCUUCACUCAAAAUUGAUGUUUCAACAUGAGUGCAAUUAAAAUGUAAUUUGUUGCAAAUGGAGCAGCAGGGGGAACUUGUGAUUUACUAUCCAGUUUAAAUUCAGACCCCUGUUGAAGUGCUGAAAGCAGAGAUCAGUGUGCAUAUAACAAUAGAGCAAACUGUUUCUCAAACUAUAAGUAUUCAUAACAAAAACAAUUUCCCUGGUUUGCUUGUAGUUUUAGUUUAUUAAUCCGAGAUUCACUACUCAGACAUGUUAGUUUGUUUACGGACAUUGAUUAAAUGAAUGUUCCAUCUGCAUCUUACAAUACAAACAAUGACCUAUCAAAGUAAUUUAGAAGGGACUAAACAAGAACUGCAUUUAUUAAGUGCCUGCCACUUGUUAUUUGCUGUAGAGUACUUGUUUUCCAGUCCUCUGGGCAAUGCAUGCAUUUCUAAUGAUUUUGGAUUCAGAUCUUUACAGAACACAACACCCUGACCUCUGAAAGCAUCAAUGAAAGUUCAACAACCCAUUUAAAUACUCGUGGAUCAGCACACGUACAUCUGUAAAUACCAGGUUUCUGUACAUGACAUGUAUACUACUGUACCAAUUUAUUUAUACCAAAAUAAAAAUUGUUACAGACGAAUGUAUUAGUGUCUCAUUCUGCAGUGCUUUAAAUACUACUAGGUUCACCAGAAGACAAGAAUCCAAGGACACAAAAUUCAUUUUCAACAGCCAUCUUUAAUACAAUUUUAAAUUACAAAUGAAAGUACAAUAACUUCAUUCAGGUCAUCUUGAUGUCAUCCAUCUUUGUUUUGGUCUUGUCCUCGGUGUGCAGGACAGGACAAUGAAAGGACCUCACAACUCAAGUUACAACUAUACAUCACAGCUUCAAAUCC
Molecule: messenger RNA, 9268 nt
Organism: Pseudoliparis swirei
Lineage: Eukaryota; Metazoa; Chordata; Actinopteri; Perciformes; Liparidae
Product: piezo-type mechanosensitive ion channel component 2
Exons: 54
Coding region: 111-8315 (2734 amino acids)
Source: RefSeq, a predicted model, not a curated record